AGAGCUCCGAGCCAAUUCCAUUCACGUCUGCCGGUGCAUUGCUUACCACCCAUUGAUUGCUGGGUUUAUAUGAUUUGAGAAUUUUUCUCUCUUUUUCUUUUUCAGUUGAUACCGCCAUUGCUAGGGCUAGUCCCUGUGUCUUGUCUGUCUUUUAAUAACCCGCAAUCAUGGUGAACCUUUUUAAGCGGAUGCGGAAGAUGAGGACUCUCCUCGACGUCCGCGUCGGCCUCGGCGCCGCAAUCUUCCCCUCCCCCCCAACCGCCACGAAAGAAUUCCCAGCCAUCACCCGGCUACACCUCACAUACGCCCGCAAAAUCUACGGCGGCCACCAAGGCGCACGACAUUUCUGGCGCAACUGCCUCCCGCGCCUCAAGUACCACAACCCCGGUGUGCCGAUGAGCGUGAAGCAGACAGACGAGCAAGACGGACCCGCCGCGUUGACGAUCUACUUCGCCGAGGAAGCGAGCAAGGCGGCUGCGUUGAACCAUGCGGCGGCGAUCAAGGACACCCAUGCGCCUGUGGCGGGGGCGGCGGAGAAAACGGCCGUCGUGGACUUGAAGAACCUCGAGUAUAAGGAUAUUUGGAAUAAGGUGAAGAUUAUGACGGGAGCGCAGGAGGUGGCUGCUGCGGCGGAGGAGACGGAGGAGUUGAAGAAGUUGGAGCAGAUGCGUGUGAAGUCCGAGCAGGACCGAGCGCGGGUUGCUGGAAUCCGACAGGCGAGGAAGGAUCAAGAGCGGAUGUUGCAAGAGGCGAGGGGUGAGGUUGAGAAGUUGAAGUCGAGUUAAGAUGCCUUGAGGUGGUGUUUUUGAUACGGGUACAUACCUACUGUCUUGCCU
Molecule: messenger RNA, 836 nt
Organism: Aspergillus wentii DTO 134E9
Lineage: Eukaryota; Fungi; Ascomycota; Eurotiomycetes; Eurotiales; Aspergillaceae
Product: mitochondrial 54S ribosomal protein mL61
Exons: 2
Coding region: 168-785 (205 amino acids)
Cellular component (GO): mitochondrion
Molecular function (GO): structural constituent of ribosome
Source: RefSeq, a predicted model, not a curated record